AUGUCACCACAUUUCGCCAAGAAAACAAACGCGUCGUCCAGCUUGAACUUCAACCUCAAUCUCGUUCUCGACUUUGACUUUAACAACCACAAGAACAGCACGAGCCCGCUGAACGAAAUGGCAACAACAGUCGUGACUCCCCUCCCCGAGUCCAAUUCAGCACAUAAACGCAGCACAUCUUCCCGCUCCAACACCCUUCCCUCCCGUCCCACCACCCCGCUGCGUUCUGCCUCACGCACCAGUCUUCGCGCCUCACAAACAACACCCACAACCUCCAUCGACACAUCCUCGGACUUUCCCCUCACAGCUUUAGAACCCGCAUUCGGCGAACUCAGCGACGCAAUGGCCGAUCUGGAAGCAAAUUUCAUGCACCUCCAACUCCUUAAUGAAAGUCUAGGGAGAUUCAAUGAGAACUUCGCAGCGUUUCUCUACGGCAUGAAYAUGAGUGCUUUUUGUGUGGAUUUCAGUGAGGCGCCCGUGCCGCAGAGUUUCGCGGCGAAUCAUGGUGGCAGUGGAGGGUAUGAUCAGAUGUCGGAGAGUCCGUUUCUGCAACACCAACAGCAACAGCAGAUGGACGCGACUUUCUUGACGAGUGAUACGAGUUUUGUCAAUGAUCCGCCGCCUACGAGUGUCAAAAAGAGUGCAGGGAAGUAUUCAAGUGUUCCGGGGAGCGCGGCGAAGAGUGUUGGUGGGGUUGGAAGGGGGACUGCUGGCAGGGGAAGAGCGGGGAGUGGUAUUGCGAGGGGGACCAGCACUAGAGGUCGUGGGACGGAUAGAGGGAGAGCCGGAAGUGGAAUUGGGAGAGGAAUUCCUAGAGGGAGGAGCACGAAGUGA
This is a messenger RNA of Ramularia collo-cygni, 834 nucleotides long. RefSeq lists its product as uncharacterized. The record is from RefSeq and is a predicted model, not a curated record. Lineage: Eukaryota; Fungi; Ascomycota; Dothideomycetes; Mycosphaerellales; Mycosphaerellaceae. The coding region runs from base 1 to 834 and encodes 277 amino acids. The transcript has a single exon. Gene Ontology annotation, cellular component: DASH complex; mitotic spindle pole body; mitotic spindle polar microtubule. Gene Ontology annotation, biological process: mitotic sister chromatid biorientation.